CAAACUUUGUCAGAUUUCAAAUGCUGGCCUGAUAUAUGGGACGAAAAUCUCCGGGAGUACUUCUAACUUCGUAUCGCCUUAUAUUUCUGAAAGGGUUUAACUAGGCCAUAAGGCUCUUGAUAGUCCCAUUCGCAUGGCGGGUGUCGUGGGAAAAUUGAGGGCAGAUGGAUAUCCCGACUUGCGAGUUGAUUGACAGCGACAAGACCUCGCCUCCACAGAUCUUUCACGAAACAGUAUUUGGGCAGGCGUAGAUCGGCUCGGUGCGGCGAAGAAUGUGUACAUGGUCUUGUCUUCUUUGGCAUGGACUCUUUUCGAGCCAUGCUAACGCGGAACGAGCAAAUGCUGGGGCUUGCCAAGUGACGCUGCUCCCAUGCAUUCAGUCGGCUGAGGAUUUGUGCAAGGGGAUGCUGGCCCGAAACAUAUUUCACCCGUCUUCCAGUCCCUUGCAUCGAUUUUCAAUUGGACAACUUACCGGUCCACGAAAUUCAAAAGAGGCCGGCGGAAUAUACACAUUGUUAACUAACUAACUAACCAAGUGAGUUAAGUGACUAGUCGGCUCGCUCAUCAUCCACCCUCCGCAUUUUUGCUGCCGUAGCAUCCCCUUUGGCCCACAUUUUAGCUGCGGGAGGCGGUAACUAAUAGCCACUGCCUGGUUGAAGGCAGGUUCGUCCCGAGAAAGAAUCGAGAGCGACAGUGAUGGUAUGUACUCCGUACGGAGUACUCCGUACAAAGAGUCCGAUUAAGUUGGUCCUAAUAAUAAUUCUUAAGCCUGUUUCAGCCUUCCUUAGGGAGCUUCACCAGCCAGGCUCUAA
Molecule: messenger RNA, 812 nt
Organism: Coccidioides immitis RS
Lineage: Eukaryota; Fungi; Ascomycota; Eurotiomycetes; Onygenales; Onygenaceae
Exons: 2
Coding region: 273-527 (84 amino acids)
Source: RefSeq, a predicted model, not a curated record